AUGUCCUCUCAAAAGCACACAUCCUUAAAUCAUGAUAAAAAGAAAGAAAUGAUAGAAAGGCUCGAGAAACGAUGUCAAGAAUUGGAAUGUCGGCUAUUUCCGUUAGAAAUGUUGCAAUGGGAAGCAUCAAGUUUUCUUCUUCCGUAUUCAAAGAAUAAAACUCUCAAUCAUACAACCAUCUUCCAAUCGGAAUUGAUCAGUGAACCGAAUGAAUCGCAUGCAAAUUCUAAAACAUCAUUAACGAAAAGUAAUAGAAAUAAUUCUUCCAUACUCUCAAAAGGAUCUCUUUUAAAAAGAUUAAGAAAUUUAUUGGAGUCAUACAACUCGAUGGAAACGCCCCUAAUGAAAGAAUUUAUUCUUAAAAUGCAACAAUGCAAUUUACUGGAAUAUGAGUCAUGUAUUAGUGAUGCAAAGAUGGAAAAAGAGUCCUUACCCAAUGAAUAUAGUAUGAGAGGUACUAUUUCAAAUGAAUAUUUAGAAAUGGAUGAAAAAUCUUUGCAACUUCUAAAGAGAGAUGCACAAUGGAGACUCAUUGAAAAUCAAAGCGAAAUGAUUGACCGUUUGUCAAAAUCAUUUGAAGAGCUUGAUCGACUUUUGCCUUUACUAGACGCGUUAAACGAUCGAAAUCAAUUCACAGAUCUCUGUAACAAGCUGAAUGAUUUGAAAUCGUUUCAAAUAGAAAUGGACAACAUAGAUUCCUCCUCCACACAACAAUCAUUCAGUAUUCAACAAAAACUGUGUGCAUAUAACGAUUUGGUAAGUGGUGAACAGUUUCACAAUUUUACCUAA
This is a messenger RNA of Naegleria lovaniensis, 789 nucleotides long. RefSeq lists its product as uncharacterized. The coding region runs from base 1 to 789 and encodes 262 amino acids. The transcript has a single exon. The record is from RefSeq and is a predicted model, not a curated record. Lineage: Eukaryota; Heterolobosea; Eutetramitea; Acrasida; Naegleriidae.